Molecule: messenger RNA, 5848 nt
Organism: Mytilinidion resinicola
Lineage: Eukaryota; Fungi; Ascomycota; Dothideomycetes; Mytilinidiales; Mytilinidiaceae
Exons: 5
Coding region: 1-5553 (1850 amino acids)
Biological process (GO): protein polyubiquitination; proteasome-mediated ubiquitin-dependent protein catabolic process
Cellular component (GO): nuclear speck
Molecular function (GO): ubiquitin protein ligase activity
Source: RefSeq, a predicted model, not a curated record
AUGCCUCCCAGAGUCACUCGCUCUUCUGCGAGGCUCUCAGCAGGUUCCGCAAACGCCUCGCCGCCGCAGCCCCCCGCACCGCCGCCCCUAACAGCGGCCUCGAAUCGUAAACGCAAAGCACCUGCUAGAGAUCUGAGCCCCGAGCAACCCGCAGACAAUCCCCCGGCGCCACCUACAACUCGAGCACGGCAGAAGAGGGCUAGAGUAGAGGCACCAGACCCAGCGCCGACGCCAGCUCCUGCCAUCUCGUCGAGACUGAGGAAGGGCAAAGGGAAAUCUGCAAUGUCCACGGGCGCUCCACCGGCAGAACCUUCCGAGGAGAACACAACACCACAAGGCCCGUCCUCAUCAACUAAGAAAGGCAAGCCAAAGGGCAGGAAGGAAGCACAAGAUCCAGCAGCAGUGGCCGCUACCCCAUCAUCCUCCAGGCGCCCCUCACGAAGGUCAGCUGCAAAGACCGACGAAGAUGUCCCCAUGAACGAUGCUCUCGACAAACAGUCACCCCAAGGAAGCAAGCCCAAAGCGGACCAAGCCCGACCGGAUAUGAGCGACAGCAGCAGUGGCGAAGGGCCGCCAGGGCACCGGCAUUACGACGACGAAGAUGAUGACGACGAUCCGUUCGGAGGAGCUUAUCUACGUGGCGGGGCUGGAGGGCUUUCCAGCACACUGCGAGCCCUCAGCGGCAUGAUGUCAGGAGUCUCGGGACGGCUACGAGGGAUCCUGGAGCAGCUACGCUCGAAGGAUCCAUCUGUCCAGCUUAUUGCUCUGACUGAGUUCUCGGAUCUGCUCCUUGUGUCGACGGAAGACAACCUCGCCGGCCAUUUCGCACCGGAUCAAUAUGUCAAGGAGUUGGUUACACUCAUGCAGCCAAAUGAUUUUGGUGAAGAGAACCCUGAGAUCAUGCUCCUUGCCUGCCGAUGCAUUGCCAACCUAAUGGAAGCGCUUCCUGCUGCGACUGCCAACGUGGUAUAUGGUAACGCAGUCCCCGUUCUGUGCCAGAAGCUGCUCGAGAUCCAUUACAUCGACCUGGCCGAACAAGCUCUUAGCACGCUCGAGAAAAUCUCCGUCGAAUUUCCAGCAUCCAUUGUACGGGAAGGAGGGCUUACCGCAUGCCUGACUUAUCUAGACUUUUUUGCAACGAGCACGCAGCGAACCGCCGUUACCACCGCGGCAAAUUGCUGCCGGAAUAUCCCCGAAGAAUCUUUCCCUACUAUUCGGGAUGUAAUGCCUAUCCUCCAGGGUGUUUUGAACAGCAACGAUCAGAAGGUGGUAGAGCAAGGCUCUCUUUGCGUCUCCAGGAUUGUGGAGAGCUUCAAGAAUCGCCCGGAGAAGCUCGAGGAGCUGGUUAGUCCCGAUCUACUCAAGAACGUCCUCCGCCUACUGCUACCCGGAACAACGAACCUCAUCGGAGCCAACAUCCAUACCUUAUUCCUCCGAGUGCUUUCGAUCACGGCACGAGCGAGCCCGCGUCUCUCCGUCGAGCUAUUCAAAAUGAACGUAGUGGAUACCUUGUAUCAAAUCUUAACCGGUGUAUCUCCCCCGAGCGGUCUGGAUGACAUCGCUACUAAGAUCGAUAGCGUUGUCGUUAUGCAAGCCUUGAUUCAUCGUCCCCGAGACCAGAUUUUCGAAACCCUCAACGUCAUUUGCGAGCUGCUUCCAAGCGUCUCACAAGAAGGUCUGAUCUUCUUGGACAACCUACCCGAUGCCGGUUUUUUAAGUGAUGAUCUCAUGUCGAUCCCGUCAGGGCCCAAGAAAUCUGCAAACGAAAAGAGAAUUGAGCUAUUGGAGGGCUGCAAGGACCAAGUCAAGCGAUUUGCUGUCAUCCUCCUUCCAACUCUCACAGAUGCAUAUUCAAGCACUGUAAAUCUCAAUGUACGACAAAAGGUGUUGACCGCGCAACUCAAGAUGCUCUCCAAUUUGGAUGUCGACAUACUCGAAGAUGCCCUCCGAGCAGUUCCAUAUGCCUCCUAUCUAGCGUCGAUACUGUCACAGCAGGAUCACUUCACGCUAGUCAAGUACGCCCUUCAAGCGGCAGAGCUGCUCUUGAAGCGCCUGGGAUCUAUUUACCGAUACCAGUUCUACCGAGAGGGCGUCAUUGCAGAAAUUACGAGAAUUGCAAAUCGACCUUGCAAGACGAUAGACGAGAAGCCGAAGACCGUAAAGGCCGCCAUCGAGAUCGAGCGCGUAGGAACAUCGAGCGCGGGAACCAGCUCUGCGGGUGACAUUGAUAUUGAUCACGAUAUCGACGAAGAAGUCGAGGCAGAGCUGCGUUCCGAAGACGACGACGACCAGGACGAGCAGGAAGACAAUGGUGAUAAUCGAGACGAUGAUGAAGAUUCGGAUUCUUCUUCAUCUUCGGCUAAUCAUUACGUAGUCACUCUUCCAGAGCCUAGCAUCGAAGAUGAGAUCACACAGCGCGCGAAGAAGUUCUUGUCGGUCCAUGAAAAGGAGAGCUCGAAACCUAUCCGAGACAAAGCAGCAGGAACUCAGGAAGACCUCAAGGAAUUGGCGCAGGAUAUCAAGUCAUGCUAUCUGGAGGGCAAGGGAGGCCAAGGCAUUGAGUUGUUCAUGCGUCUGGCUGCUUACUUUAAUGGUGAUGCCUUGGAGAGCAUUACCAGCUACGAACUCCUGAGCUCAAACAUUGUUGAGGUUCUCCUGCAGGUAUUCUCUGGACCAGACAGUACUGCUAGUGCGAAUGCGAGAUCUGCAUUCUUGGAAGCAUUCAUGGGUUCCGACACCCAGAACAGGGUUAAGAUGUCAAACAGCAGCUCUCCGGGAACGGCUUUCAGCAUCCUGACAAACAAGCUACAGGACCUUCUCAGUCGAGCCGAACACUUUGAGGUUAUCACCGUUCAUCAGCAUUCAUAUGACAGCAAUCGAAGCAGCGCGGCAUCCAUGCUGGCAAAACAGCUCCGUUUGAAACUCGUCGCCGAUGAAGAUUCCGGCAUCCCAAAGGCCUACCGCAACAUUAUGGUAUCCAUUCAUGCUAUUGCGACCUUCAAGGCCCUUGACGAUUACCUACGACCAAGAAUAAGCGUGUCCGAACGACCACCUAGGCACGGUAGAAACCGUGAUGGAUUGACUGGACCUAUGGCUGCUGCAUACGCUGCAGCAAUGGCUGGUGCUGAUGGUCGAGCCUCUGCCGGAACACCUCCAGCUCCACCUCCUGGAGAAGCGACAAAUCGUAGCUCAUCCAGAAAGACUUCAAAGUCAAAAGCCGCGGCUGCCGCUUCGACUCCCCAAGGAGGCCCUAGCACUCAACCCGAGAAAGCAUCAGGCACUCGCAAAUCAAGCAGGCGACAAGCGCAAGCUCAGGCUCCUCCGCCCCCGCCGCCUCCGCCUGCUCUAGCGCACUCUGAAACCAUCCAAGAUCCAAUCGAGUGUGCUGAUGAAGAACGACUUUCUGAACAAGAUGAAAUGGACGAACGUAGCGCAUUAAACGCAAUUGUGGACGAUCUCGAGGAUGAAUUGGAGGAGGAUGCUGCUGACCCCUCAGCUGUCAGUGUUGAAGUUGCAUCUACAGGAAAAGUUACGGCCCGCAAAGAGGAUGGCACUAGAGUUGCAACACCACUUCACGGACAAACUCCAGUUCGACCGUCACAUGCGGAGCAACGCGCCCAACGACUAUCGGCUCUGCUACGAGGUUCACCAAUGCAACAAGCAUUCGGAAACGCGGCUGCCGCUGGUGGUCUUUCCUAUGCGGCUGCGGUUCAGUCCAUCCCACAAGACUGGCACAUCGAAUUCAGUGUCGGCACUCAACCAAUUGCCAAUGAGACAACCAUUUACCGGGCGGUCCACUUCAAUCAAACACAACCUGCGGAGGUCUCUGUGCGGACUGUGUGGAAUGCUAUUCACACCAUCAAAUUCAAGCGUGUAGCUGGCCCUCCACCAGCCGACAGCGGCUCUUUGACCCCUCCCCCAGAAGCUGCUUCCACUGCUUCGUCGGGACUGCCCCAGUCAUUGGACAAGAACCCGACUACGUCAGGAAUACUUCGUCUUCUAAGUCUGCUUCAUGGCUUGAACUCCAAUCUUGAUGACGUUCUAUCUGAGAACAAGGAUACGAUCAAACUCAACGUCGAGCCCUUAUCCCAGUUCGUCAACACGAAGCUAACUGCAAAACUGAACCGCCAGCUGGAGGAACCCCUCAUCGUCGCUAGCAACUGUCUCCCCAGCUGGAGUGAGGAUUUGGCACGACUGUAUCCAUUCCUCUUUCCCUUUGAGACCAGGCAUCUCUUCCUUCAGUCCACUUCGUUUGGAUAUUCUCGAUCUAUGACGAGAUGGCAAAAUGCGCAAUCUUCGAAUGAUGACCGUCGCGAUCGUCACCGCGACGAGCGACCAUUCCUAGGUAGGUUGCAGCGACAAAAGGUCCGAAUCUCGCGGACGAGGAUUCUAGAAUCUGCUAUCAAAGUUAUGGAGCUAUACGGAUCCUCUCCGAGCGUCCUGGAAGUGGAGUACUUUGAAGAAGUUGGCACCGGCCUAGGACCUACUCUAGAAUUCUAUUCGACAGUGUCAAAAGAGUUUUCCAAGAAGAAGCUCAAGCUCUGGCGAGAGAACGAGUCCACCGACAGCGAAGACUAUUCUUUUGGAAAGCGCGGCCUUUUCCCUGCUCCAAUGAGCGACGAACAAGCCACCUCAGAGAACGGGAAGCGAGUUCUUCAUCUAUUCAAGAUGCUUGGUAAAUUCGUUGCCCGAGCAAUGCUGGAUUCGAGAAUCAUCGACGUCUCGUUCAACCCCACGUUCUUCCGCAUUGGAGACGGUAAUGCCGCUGUCAUUCCUUCCCUUGGCUCAGUUAAAUCAGUUGACAGCGACCUGGCCAAGUCAUUGAAGCUCUUGAAACAGUUCGCCGACAAGAAGCAGCAAAUCGAUGAGAACGGUAGCCUUAGUCCUGCACAAAAGGUUCAAGCAAUUCAGGAUAUCACCAUAGAUGGUGCCCAUGUUGAAGACAUAGGGCUCGACUUCACGCUUCCAGGCUACCCCACAAUCGAACUAAUUGAGAACGGCUCCAACACCUCGGUCACUAUCGACAAUGUUGCUCAAUUCGUGGAUAGAGUACUCGAUUUCACUCUUGGCUCCGGUGUGCAGAAGCAGGUCGAUGCCUUCCGUGCCGGAUUUUCGCAGGUAUUCCCAUACUCAGCACUCAAGGCAUUUACUCCUGAUGAACUCGUCAUGCUGUUUGGUAGAGUCGAGGAAGACUGGUCUCUUGAAACUUUGAUGGAUUCGAUCAAGGCCGAUCAUGGUUACAACCUGGAUAGCAAGAGCGUUCGAAAUUUGCUUCAGGUGAUGAGCGAACUUACGUCGGAGCAGCGACGGGACUUCCUUCAGUUCAUCACUGGUAGUCCGAAGCUUCCUAUAGGAGGUUUCAAGAGCCUUACGCCCAUGUUCACUGUGGUGUGCAAACCGAGUGAACCACCAUACUGCUCGGACGACUACCUGCCCAGCGUCAUGACCUGUGUUAAUUAUCUCAAGAUGCCCGACUACACCAGCUUGGACAUCCUCCGCGAGAAAUUGAGCAUGGCAACCCAAGAAGGCCAGGGCGCUUUCCAUCUUUCCUAGUCAAUGAACCUGACGACAUCAACGGCUACUGCUAGGGGGCACCAUUAUGGGAGGCGCAAACACGGUGCAUGGCGGCAAUCUCUGGGUCAGUUGAGCUAAACGCUCUCUAUCUCCGGGGCUUGCAUCUUUCUCCCUUCUCUCUUGGGGCAUAAAUUUCACUUAUUCUUUUUUGGGCUUUGAGUGAGCGUAGAGCAAGCACUCUUGGUGCAGUUAUGACGUCUCUCAUAUUGAGAAAUUGGUGCAUAUUCUGGUGGCGUGGCGGCCAUGGGAAUGGGUUACUCAGUGAGUGGGUAUC